AUGGCAGCACACGGGACUUGUCACCUCUCGCUUGCUUGUCACCCGCUCUCGCUUCCUGUUACCACCGCACGCCCCUCCGCUUCCUCCGCCUCCUCCCCUUCCGCCGGUCCCUCCGUUCCUUCUCCCGCGGACCGUUUCCUCCGCUCCCCCGCUGUUGGGCUGGCUUCCCCUUUCCGCAGCUCCCGCGUUCUUCCGCGCGCUUCCGCGCGUGGCUUGUGUAUACACCCGCUCUCCGCCCCUCCCCUCACCCCGCGAGGAAGGAGAGGCGGGCGGGGCGGGGAGAGGGCGGGUGCGGUGAGAGUGCGCGCGGGGAGGAGUGAGACGGAGGAGGCGCAGGGUGGUGCGGGGGCUAUGCCGACUCAAGGCGUGCGCGAUUUGCGACGGCCGUACCAGUCAUCCAGCCCUUCAGAGCGAGUCAACACCUUCGUUCGAUUCUUAUAUGGCACGGCUACUUAUGCUGGGUUGGCAACAGCGGCUGUUGCUGGUGCCCAGCUGGCGGGUCUCGAUUGGUCCGGAGGCUUCCAGCUGUCGCUACAAGGAGUGCUAGACGGAUUCGCCUUCUCUGCUCCUGCCAUCGCCCUUGUUCUUGCACUCUUCCAGGAUCGAGUUGCGGAGCGGUGGGAGGUGGUGAGGGCAGUGCGCGACGCGGACGACGAGGAGGCAGAGGAGUUUUUCCAGGGCAUGGCGGCAUGGCAGUACACCAUAGUGGCUGUCUCGGCUGCACUAUCAGAGGAGCUCUUCUUCCGCGCUGCCCUGCAGGCCUUCCUGACUCGCGCCCUGCUGCUCUCCGCUGCGCCCUCCCUUGAUGCCCCGGAUCUUGGCAUGGCUGCUCUGGUGGGUGGGUUUGGAGAAGGGGGAGGGGGGAGAGGGCGUAAGAGGGGUGGAAAGGAGUGGGGGGAUGGGAGGGAGGGUGGGGGAGAAGGCAGAUAA
Messenger RNA from Closterium sp. Naga37s-1, 930 nucleotides. NCBI's taxonomy places the organism in Eukaryota, Viridiplantae, Streptophyta, Zygnematophyceae, Desmidiales, Closteriaceae. The record is from the annotation of a GenBank genome assembly.